This is a messenger RNA of Diprion similis, 2247 nucleotides long. RefSeq lists its product as uncharacterized. The coding region runs from base 1 to 2247 and encodes 748 amino acids. NCBI's taxonomy places the organism in Eukaryota, Metazoa, Arthropoda, Insecta, Hymenoptera, Diprionidae. The record is from RefSeq and is a predicted model, not a curated record. The transcript is spliced from 7 exons.
AUGCAGCACCUGCCAAUACCGCCAUUUCGUUCAUCGCAAUCAGCUGCACAUCAAUUUUCUAGACAUCGCUGUUUUGUCGCCAACAUCAUAAAACGAUUAAUUGCCGAAAAAAAUCAAGAAAUUGAGACGUCGCCGUCGCACUUAUUCGAGCAGUUCAAGCAGUUCUCCAACAAGCAUGAUAUCUUUGAAUUGCAAGCACAAGGUGUUAAUCUCACAUACGAUAACACGUUUGGAGGUGAGGUCAAUGACCCGGACGCUAAUGACCCGAAGGCUAAUGACCCGGCGGCUAAUGACCCGGAGGCAAUCAUAGAAUCAGCCGAUCUACAUUUGCCUGAAGUUGCUGUUUUUGAUGAAGACACGGCUAAACUGUUGGGGGAGAGUGCUGCAUCUUCGGAAGGUUCUUUCACUUUCCAUGCCGAACUUUCAAAUCGCGUCAAGCAGUGGAUGCAGGACGGCAUCAGAAAAGAUGAUAAAAUCAAUUUAUUUAGAACUUACCCACGCAAAGGUAGUGUGUUUCUAGAAGCUCCUACCCUUAACCCGGAGAUAGAAGCUACAGUUAGUGACACUGUUAGAAAAAGAGAUAAAUUUUGCGCUGCUGACCAAAACAUAGUUGGUUCAGCUAUCUCGGCCAUUGGGGUUGGGCUUUCUUUAUUGCUGGUUAAGAAAAACUUUGAUAAAGACGAUAGAGAUAUGUUGAUUAAGUAUGAAUUAGAUGCUAUGAAACUUCUGUCUGAGGUCCACCUACAGGCAACGAAGACGCGGAGGGUUUAUAUAUACCUAGUUUGGCUUGUCAUUGAAGCCAUUUUCUCAGGUCAAAAAGCCAUUUUUGAAAGCUUCCUCAGCGGGAAACUGGCGUGGCCCGUCUGGCAGGAAUUCAAAUUUUCAUCAGGCGGGCAACAAAUUCAGAAACAAUUACCGGCCAUUUCAAUCGAAGAGCCAAGGCUUUCAGAAAACACAGGGUCAGUUUCGAGCUCGUCACAAUGCAUCAAACCCCCGUCAAAAAUAGUAACGGUAAGCAAGUUAGCAGGACGUUUAAAAUCACUCCUGAGUGCUUGGUCCAAUAUUACUUCAGACAAAUUUGUUUUAGACGUAAUUAAAGGUUAUAAAUUGAAAUUUAUAAAUCCACCACACCAGUCUGUUAUCCCAAAGAUACCUAUUGACAAGUCAGUGGAAUUUGAUUAUAAGGAGGCCAUAAAUAAUUUAGUUGAGUUAGACAUUCGUACGGCAAUUAAACUUUUGUCUCAGGAUUCUUUCAUGGCGAAGCUGGACUUGCAAGAUGCAUAUUUUAUGAUUUCUAUACAUCCGGAUAGCAGAAAAUAUUUAAGAUUCAUUUGGAAGGAUCAAUUGUAUGAGUUUGUCUGUCUUCCGUCUGGAUUGUGUACAGCUCCAUUGAUUUUUACAAAAAUCAUGAAACCUGUGGCGCACUGCUUGAGAGAGGAGGGCAGGAUUUUGGUCGUAUAUUUGGACGAUUGGUUAUGUUUUGGUUCUGAUUUCCAUUCCUGCAGUAGAAAUAUUUUACGAACGGUAGAACUCCUAGAAUUCUUAGGUUUAAUAAUAAAUUAUCGAAAGAGUAUUUUGGUACCAAAAAACCGUUACGAGUUUUUGGGUUUUGUAUUAGAUUCAAAAACGUUAACUCUAGAGCUCCCUGAGAGAAAACGGGACAAAAUGCUUGGUCUCAUCAGAGAGUUCAAGUCUAAGAAUGUAUGUAAAAUCAGGGAGUUUGCUCAAUUUGUGGGCAACAUAACAGCUUGUUGUCCAGCAGUGGAAUACAGUUGGGUUUACUCAAAAUUUUUUGAAAGACAAAGAUAUUUAGCAUUAGUUAAAAACCACGACAAUUACGACGCUAGAAUGUUUGUUACAAAAGAUAUUCAAGACGAUUUUGUCUGGUGGGAAAGAAAUAUCACUCAGACAAGUAACUCGAUCAAAACUUUCAAUUUUAAAAAAGGAAAUUUUUUGAUGCAUCAACUUCUCGUUGGGGAGCAUACUUGGUGCGAAGCGAGACAAUUGUGGAUAUAUGCUUCCUACAUCGCGUCAAAAGAAAACAUAGAAGCCAAUAGAGGUUCUAGAGUUCGAAACGCUGACACAAAAUGGGAACUUUCACCUGAUGUUUUUAAUCGUAUCAACAAUCAUUGGGGUACGUUCCAAAUUGAUCUAUUCGCAUCGCGGAAUAAUGCAAAGUGUUGUAUGUACUGUUCGUGGCAUCGCGAUCCAGAGGCAUUUAGCAUUGAUGCUUUUACUCUUGAUUGA